Molecule: messenger RNA, 693 nt
Organism: Giardia duodenalis
Lineage: Eukaryota; Fornicata; Diplomonadida; Hexamitidae
Product: Phosphoglycolate phosphatase
Exons: 1
Coding region: 1-693 (230 amino acids)
Biological process (GO): DNA repair; dephosphorylation
Molecular function (GO): phosphoglycolate phosphatase activity
Source: RefSeq, a predicted model, not a curated record
AUGGAGGCAGACUUGCAGCGUACGCGACUGGUUAUCUUCGAUUUAGAUGGGACCCUGAGUGACACGUUGGAGAGCAUUGGGAAGGCUGUCAAUGAUACUAUGGUGCACUGUGGCAUGGAUCCGCACCCUCUUGAUUCUAUCCGAACGUUUAUUGGCAGCGGCAUGAUGGUUCUCUUUAAGCGUGCAGCCCCCGGUGUAUCUGAGCAGAUGCUACAAGAUAUGUGCACGUUUUAUCAAGAAAGAGUCACACUUUACGCCAAAGAAGACAGGCUCUACGAUGGUAUCGAAGAACUUUUAGAAGGUCUUCAUAAGAGAGGCACCAAGCUGGCAAUUGUCUCGAAUAAGCCGCAGGUAAGUAUGGAAUCGUGUUUACGGUCCCUUUUCAGAAACCGGCCUGAAAUGCGUGAAUGGUUUUGCGCUGUGUACGGGCUGUCAGAUCUUUCUUUAGCAAAGCCGAAUCCUACGUUCACCCGGCGUGUUCUUGAAGAUGAGGGUGUUCAUCCGGAAGAUGCUAUCUACGUUGGAGACAGUAUUGUCGACGUUCAAACCGCUCAGGCUGCGGGACUGCGGUGCAUCGGCUGCGCCUGGGGCCUGGGAGAACGAGCAGACGUGGAGAAGGCAGAUAUGGUGGCUGAGACUACGUUCGAUUUACUCCACAUGCUGUUAGGAGAUGCAAGGGCCUCGGGUCUGUAA